AUGUCAUCCAAAGCGAUUCAUCAAAAAACGUUUGGAAUCAAAAAUGAGACAUGGUUUGAGAAGUUCUAUUCAAUCGGAUUGCUCAUUAUAAUCAUUCCCACAAUUUCUCUCGUUGUCGAGCUCACGUCAGCGCUGAAUUUCGGUGUCCCACCGAUUGAAAAGAGUAGUGACUACUUGGUUUUCUUUCAUUUGUUGGGAUUUUUCGUUUUGCAAUUCGUGAUUGCUAUUCUGAUGUUAACUGGUAGUAUCGUUCCACCACAGAAGUACAAAAACUUAGUUUGGUCGAUUGGAUCACUCACAAUAUUCACUGCGUUUUAUCUUUACAACCCGUUAAUUGAUUCAAUUAAAAAAGAGGCGGAGCUUGCUCAGAUGGUAAUGAAAUACACCUUAAUGAUUCAAUCCAUCUCAUUCCCCAUCUUCUUGCUCAACUCAAUAUUUGCUUGUUGUAUUCUUCUGAAAGCAGCUAGAAUUCAACAUCUUUACGACAAUACAAUGGUUAAACAAGAAGAGGAAGAUGCUAACAAGAAAUUGAUGGAGACAUUUUAA
Molecule: messenger RNA, 546 nt
Organism: Caenorhabditis remanei
Lineage: Eukaryota; Metazoa; Nematoda; Chromadorea; Rhabditida; Rhabditidae
Exons: 5
Coding region: 1-546 (181 amino acids)
Source: RefSeq, a predicted model, not a curated record